Messenger RNA from Salvia miltiorrhiza (redroot sage), 2529 nucleotides. Its product is annotated as putative late blight resistance protein homolog R1A-4. The record is from RefSeq and is a predicted model, not a curated record. The transcript has a single exon. Bases 1 to 2529 code for a protein of 842 amino acids. Gene Ontology annotation, biological process: defense response to other organism. Gene Ontology annotation, molecular function: ADP binding. Lineage: Eukaryota; Viridiplantae; Streptophyta; Magnoliopsida; Lamiales; Lamiaceae.
AUGGCGUAUGCUGCGCUUCUCUCGGCUUUGCAAGCGCUGAGGAAGGCAACGCAGCAAGAUCACUUGUACAAUUUGUCCACAAUCAAACAUCAAAUCACAAUUCUUGAUGAAAAGUUGUGUUUCUUGCAAGAUUUCCUCGAAAAUGAUCCGCCGGCAGGCGGAAUAGCUACUGAUUCUCUGGAAGGACGCAUCAGAGAAGCUGCGUAUCAAGCUGAAGACAUCGUAGACUUCCAUGUCCAAAAUCCGCUUGUCCCUGUUACUGUCAGAAGGUCUAUAUAUCAAGACUUUCAAAAUGUUGUGGAUGAAGUUGUUUCCAUUGUGCAACAAGUGGUGGUGAUCAAGGAAAGUCGAAAAGAGAUCAAAGCUUUGCAGUUGAGUGAUCAUACCUAUGGUGAUGCACCUAUUGGGAAAACGGCUAUGGUUGGAUUUGACGACGAACUGAUGGAAAUCAAGAAUCAGUUGUGUGGAGGAUCAACUAAUGUUAAGGUCGUUUCCUUGGUUGGGAUGGCGGGGAUUGGUAAGACGACUUUAGCCACUAAUGUUUUCUGCGAUCCGUGUGUUGAGUAUCACUUCCAUGUCCGUGCUUGGACAGCCGUGACACAAGAUCACAGAAGGUCAAAUAUUCUCCGAGGCCUCCUCCAUUCAAUGGCUGAGAAUUCGAGCCCGGGAUCAGAACAAGUGGAUGAGCUUGUGUACAAGAGUUUGAAGGGGAGAAGGUACCUCGUCGUGUUGGAUGAUAUGUGGAGCACGGAGGCGUGGGAUGACGUAAAGAUGAUCUUCCCCGACGAUCAUAAUGGCAGUCGGAUCAUAGUAACCACCAGAUUAGUAGACGUGGCUGUCUACGCCAACUCCUCUGCCCCUUUCCAUCAGAUGCGAUUCUUGAACGAGGAGCAGAGCUGGGAGCUUCUCCGGGGGAAGGUGUUUGGGGAGGAACGUCGUUGCCCUCGUGAACUGGAGGGAACUGGAAGAUGGAUUGCAAGGAACUGUCGUGGGCUUCCACUCUCGAUCAUCGUGGUUGCAGGGCUGCUCAAGGUAGAUAGGAGGAAGCAUCAAUGGGAGAAUAUUGGUAGGGAUGUGAGUUUAGCUGUGACUGCAUCACGCGACGAGGAAGAGCACCUCCCAACGGAGAUAUUGUUGUUGAGUUAUAACCACUUGCCUCAUCAUCUGAAGCCGUGCUUCCUCUCCAUGGGCGGCUUCCCAGAAGACUACCAAAUCCCCGUGUUCCAGCUCAUAGCCAUGUGGGUUGCAGAAGGAUUUCUCAGACCAAUUAGGUCGAAAAGCUUGGAACAAGUGGCUGAGGCGUAUUUGGAGGAUCUUGUCAAGAGAAGUCUAGUUUUGGUCACGAUGAAUAGGUCUAACGGGAAGCCUAGAUUCUGCAGCAUACAUGAUCUGUUGAGGGAUCUGUGCAUUAAGAGAGGUCGAUUCGAAAGAUUCCUCCACCCCAUGAAUGGGAUUCAGGAGAGCAUGAAGCAGAAGCGCCGCCUCUGGUUCUCCAAAUGCGUGGAGUGGUUCCACUUCAGGAACGCGUGCUCCUCCCCUGCUCGCUCUGUCUUCUGCUGCUCUUACAACGACGAGGUGCUCAUCGGCUUCAGCCACCUCAAGAUACUGCACAUUCUUGAAGUGAACUUUGAGUACUUCCCUAUUCACAUAUUGCAAUUCCUCCAUCUCAAGUUCCUGGCCUUUGCGAGUGGCUUCAUUCGCUACUCCACGCUCCCUCCCUCACUGCCUAAACUCGAGAAUCUGCAGAGCUUGAUUGUGGGUUCAUCGGUUAAGUUUAGUUCACAUGAGUAUAGGUUAGUUGUACCCUUACCAAUUUGGGAGAUGCCACAGCUUCGGCAUCUUGUGUUUCUCAACAUAACCUUGUCCCCUGCUUCGUUCCUCUCUCCGGUCCUAGAAAACUUGCAAACGCUUUCGAGGGUGAGAAACUUCAGCUUCACUAGAGAGGCCAUUGAGAGGAUUCCGAAUUUGAAGAGACUCAAAGGUAUGUACACGGGUAGAUCAUCGUUAUAUCAACUUGGCAAUCUCAUUUAUCUGCACAAACUCGAGACGUUGAAUCUCUGCUUCGUGCCAACGGCUGCGGUCAGGUUCGGAGUGCCGCUCGGGGUUAAGAAACUGACUCUUAGAGGAUGCGAGAUUCCUUGGGAAGACGUGACGGCUGGGAUUGGGUGUUUGCCGAAUCUACAAGUGUUGAAGCUCAAGUGUUUGAGUGGUGUGGGUGAAGAGUGGGAGGCAGUGGAGGGAGGCUUCCCCGUGCUGAGAUUCUUGCUCAUGGAGAGGCUUGAUCUGCGGCGUUGGGUGGCCGAGGCCACGCACUUCCCGAGGCUCGAGCGCCUCGUGAUCAGGCAUUGCUCGAGGCUCGAGAGCGUGCCUUGUGGUAUCGGAGAAAUAGCGACGCUUCAAAUGAUGGAGGUGGAUCACUGCACGCCCUCCGCAGCAGAUUCGGCGACGGAGAUUCUUGAGGAACAACUCGAUUUGGGAAAUGAUGCUCUUCAAGUUCGUGUGUUGCCCCUCAUUAGCAAUCAAUUUUAA